AUGUGGGCACUGCCGUAUGGGAGCAGUAUGGCAGGGAGCACGGGAUUGACCCGAGCGAUGGGCGCCUCGUGGUGGACGAUGGGUCCCACGCACCUCCGCCGGCCUACUAUCACGAGACGGAGAAGGGGUGCUACAGGCCUCGUUAAUGCGAUCCAACGGUCCGACGCCGGCACCAUGUUCGAUGAGUCCUCGUUCAUGUACGCCCACGCCGACAACGCUGGUAUAUAUUCGCGAGCCGUUUACACCAACGGCACCGAGCACAAGGAGGCAGUCUUGGAGCGCCUCCGAAAGCUGCAGGAACAGUGCGAUUCUGGGCUGCUGCUCUAUCGCUCAGUGGGAGGCGCGACUGGUGCUGGCUUAUGUGAGCGCCUCUUGCACGACACUCUUCCUCGUGUGAUCGACUUCUGCAUCCUGCCAUUCCUCGAGAGCCCGAAUUCGAUCUUAGAGCCUUAUAACGUGGUACUGGGCCUUGGAUCGCGCCCGUCCCUGUCCUUCGUGUUCGGGAAUGAUGCCUUGGGUAAGAUGUGCCAAGAUCAGCGUCACGAUGGCUUGCGCCCAACAUUUCGAGAUAUCAACAAGCUGGUCGCACGAACCAUAUCCACUAUAGCCAAGGGCUUGACGUGUUGGACCCACAGCACUUGGUGCCCCACGCCGACCUGCCUUUCGUGUCAUGCUACCAUGCUCCGCCUAGCACAAGAGGGCGGCGCCGAGCAAGAGAUCAAGUUGAUGGCCUUGUGCCUUCUCUAUCGCGGCCGGAACAUGGCUAUCGACGAGGUGCGCGUGGCGGUGGAGCGGCUAAAGUCCGAUUCGCGGCUGACGUGGGCCGAUGGCUCCAACAAGUUCGCAUGCAGCGUGCUGGAUCAGGACCACGAGACGUCGUGUGUCGCCGUUGCCAACUCGAGUCUGUUCGUCAGCUACCUGACGAAGCUGUUGGCCAAAUUCAAGUUCUUGUGGAACCCUCGAGCCUACACGUCGCGGAUCGUUGGCGAGGGUAUGUCGUCGCGCGAGAUUAAUGAAGCGCUGUACAACGUCGAACAGCUGGUCGAGAACUACUCGUCCUGCGACCCACCCAAACCCUGGCCGCGCCGGUGA
Molecule: messenger RNA, 1092 nt
Organism: Acanthamoeba castellanii str. Neff
Lineage: Eukaryota; Discosea; Longamoebia; Acanthamoebidae
Product: Tubulin/FtsZ family, GTPase domain containing protein
Exons: 12
Coding region: 1-1092 (363 amino acids)
Biological process (GO): mitotic cell cycle; microtubule cytoskeleton organization
Cellular component (GO): cytoplasm; microtubule
Molecular function (GO): structural constituent of cytoskeleton; GTP binding
Source: RefSeq, a predicted model, not a curated record